Messenger RNA from Hibiscus syriacus, 564 nucleotides. Its product is annotated as polyadenylate-binding protein 4-like. Gene Ontology annotation, molecular function: RNA binding. NCBI's taxonomy places the organism in Eukaryota, Viridiplantae, Streptophyta, Magnoliopsida, Malvales, Malvaceae. The transcript has 2 exons. The record is from RefSeq and is a predicted model, not a curated record. Bases 1 to 564 code for a protein of 187 amino acids.
AUGCGGGAGGGGACUGAAAAUACCGAGUCCCUUUCACCACGCCAUUAUGUUUUCCUAAAGGGAACCAAAUGGAGAAAGGAAGUAAGAGAGAGAGAGAGGGUUCCAGCCAGAGAGAGCGCGUCUUCUCCGGACGCCGAGCUUGAGUGCACAACGUUCGUAGACAAUGUGAGCAAACGAGUGUCGAGAGGAUCCCUGUGGGAGGUCUUCAAUCAUCACGAGAAAAUAACCGGGAUUUUCAUCCCUUUUGCUAAUAGGAAACCAAAAUAUAAACUGUCCACUUUCCCCUUUGUUAGGUUUGCAUCUCAUGAAGACUUGGAACGUGCAAUCACCAGGAUGAACAAUACAAAAAUAGAUGGGAGAGUGGUUCUUGUUUCUAAGGCUAAGUUUCCAUGCAAACACCGUGAAGGAAAUGCUAGCGAGCAGCGAAAGGAGGAGGAGGAGCUGGGAAGGAGGAAAACAUUGAAUAGGGUGAACAAAUCUCCUGAUGGCAGCUAUCUUUGGAUAAGAGAUGUCAGAACCUACAGAGAAGUUGUGAGCAGAGGAAGGAAUUCGAAUGUGGACUAG